Scomber japonicus (chub mackerel) is the source of this 1754-nucleotide messenger RNA. It is a transcript of the gene btd, whose product is annotated as biotinidase. The record is from RefSeq and is a predicted model, not a curated record. The transcript is spliced from 6 exons. Lineage: Eukaryota; Metazoa; Chordata; Actinopteri; Scombriformes; Scombridae. Gene Ontology annotation, molecular function: hydrolase activity, acting on carbon-nitrogen (but not peptide) bonds, in linear amides. The coding region runs from base 63 to 1625 and encodes 520 amino acids.
AGAAGGACUUUGUUCCACCCUCUGACCUCUCUGGUACUGUGGUGUAACCAUUUCUGUCUCUAAUGGUAGAAAACAUGUUUUUCGUCUUUGCCGUUUGUCUCAGUUUCUGUGUCGUUGGUCAAACUGAGUCCAACAAUGUGGACUCCUCGUACGUUGCUGCCGUGUACGAGCAUCGAGUAAUCCUGAACCCGGAGCCUCAUGUUCCUAUAUCCCGCUCCGCUGCCCUCCAGCACAUGCACAAGAACCUGGAUGUCUACCAGGAGCAGGCUGCCCUGGCUGCCCAGCAGGGUGCCCAGAUCCUGGUGUUUCCAGAGGAUGGUCUUCAGGGUUUCAACUUCACCCGUACGUCCAUCUCUAGCUACUUAGAAACCAUCCCUGACCCUCAGCAGGAGAGCUGGAACCCAUGCACAGAGCCGGGCAGAUACAACAAUACCGAGGUUCUCCAGCGGUUGAGCUGCAUGGCUCGUCGUUACAGCCUCUACCUGGUGGCCAACAUGGCCGACCUGCAGCCCUGCCCCCUGAUGACUGACCCCUCCUCGUCCUGUCCCUCUGAUGGACACUGGCAGUUCAACACCAACGUGGCUUUCAGCUCAGAUGGACUGUUGGUGGCACGCUAUCAUAAACACAACCUCUACUUCGAGGAGGCCUUUGACAGUCCGCCACAACCUGAAAUCAUCACAUUUGAUACACCUUUCGCUGGGAGGUUUGGUCUUAUCACCUGCUUCGACAUCCUGUUCCACAAGCCCACUGUUACCCUGCUGGAGAGGGGUGUGCGUCAGAUGAUCUUCCCCACAGCCUGGAUGAACCAGCUUCCUCUGCUGGACACCAUCCAGUUCCAGCAUGCAUUCAGCCUGGGUGCCAACAUCACCUUACUUGCAGCCAACAUUCGUGACGACCGACUGAUCAUGACAGGAAGUGGCAUCUACACUCCUUUUUCUGCCAUCUACCACCACGCCCAGAGAGGAGACCCAGAGGAGGGCAGGCUGCUGGUAGCCAAGGUGCCAGUCUUAGACCCACUGGGGGUGGGGCAGACCAUGGCCACAGAGGAGGAGGAGGAAGUUAGGAGUGAGUCCACAUCAUCUACAGCUGCAGACUCUGGAUUUUGUCACCAGGACAGCUGUUUUGAUGAUUCUCCUUCUCCUCCAGUCCCUCCCUUCUCCACCUUUACCUCAUCCAUGAUGUACGACCCUUUUAAAUUCGUCCUCUUGAACGCCACAGAGGGCGAACUGAAUGUGUGUGAUGGCGCUUUCUGCUGUCGCUUGCAGUACCAGCUGUUUAAGAGCAGCGAAGAGCUCUAUGCAUUGGGAGCAUUUGCUGGAACACACAUCAUCAACGGGCGUUACGCUGUACAAGUGUGUGCAGUAGUCCGCUGUGCAGGGUUGGAGACCAGUUCCUGUGGACAGGAAGUGGAAAAUGCAGAGACUAAAAUGGACUUCCUCUUGGAGGGGAAGUUUAAUACGAAAUAUGUGUACCCGUCAGUUCUGGCUAGCCGUCUGGUGCUAGAGCAGCCACAACAUCUGGAGAAGACUGCAAAUGGUCUGGUGACUAUGAAACAUUCAAACAUGACAGGUGGCCUGGUCACUGCCUGUCUGUACAGCCGCAUGUAUCAUCUGGACAAUGAAUAAACUGAGAGAUAUGAAACACAUGUUGACACCUGAUUUUAAAAAAUGAAUUUCUCUGACCAAAAAUUGCACACAUUUGUAUUGAGUCACAUUAUUUUAAACUUAAAAAAAAAUUAAAAACAAAUAUCUUUA